ACAGCAGUCGCCCAGCAGAAUCAAGGAGAGGUCCCCGAGCCUCAGGACAUGAAAGUAGCGGAGGUUCUCUUUGAUGCCGCGGAUGCGAACGCUAUCGAGGAGGUCAACCUUGCAUACGAGAACGUCAAGGAAGUGGAUGGGCUGGAUGUCUCCAAGGAAGGCACGGAAGCUUGGGAGGCCGCCAUGAAAAGAUAUGAUGAGCGAAUCGACAGGGUAGAGACCCGGAUCACCGCUCGCCUUAGGGAUCAGCUUGGCACAGCCAAGAACGCGAACGAGAUGUUCAGGAUUUUCUCCAGGUUCAACGCGCUGUUCGUCAGGCCUCACAUCCGUGGGGCCAUCCGUGAGUACCAGACCCAGCUAAUCCAGCGCGUGAAAGAUGACAUUGAGUCUCUGCACGACAAGUUCAAGGUCCAGUACCCACAGAGCCAGGCGUGUAAGAUGAGCCACGUGCGUGACCUGCCCCCAGUGUCAGGCUCCAUCAUCUGGGCGAAGCAGAUCGACCGCCAGCUGAGCGCGUACAUGAAACGUGUGGAGGACGUGCUGGGCAAGGGCUGGGAGAACCACGUAGAGGGCCAGAAGCUGAAGCAGGACGGGGACAGCUUCCGCAUGAAGCUCAACACUCAGGAGAUCUUCGACGACUGGGCCCGGAAGGUGCAGCAGCGCAACCUCGGCGUCUCGGGGCGCAUCUUCACCAUCGAGAGCACUCGCGUCCGGGGCCGAACCGGAAACGUCCUGAAGCUGAAAGUUAACUUCCUUCCAGAGAUCAUCACACUUUCCAAAGAAGUUCGAAACCUCAAGUGGCUUGGUUUCCGAGUCCCACUGGCGAUCGUGAACAAGGCUCACCAAGCAAACCAGCUGUACCCGUUUGCCAUCUCGCUGAUCGAGAGCGUGCGCACCUACGAGCGGACCUGUGAGAAGGUGGAGGAGCGGAACACCAUUUCCCUCUUGGUGGCCGGCUUGAAAAAGGAAGUGCAGGCUCUGAUCGCAGAGGGCAUUGCACUGGUAUGGGAAUCCUACAAACUCGACCCGUAUGUGCAGCGCUUGGCGGAGACCGUCUUCAACUUCCAAGAAAAGGUGGAUGACCUGCUAAUCAUUGAAGAAAAAAUAGACCUGGAGGUCCGUUCCCUGGAGACUUGCAUGUAUGACCACAAGACCUUCUCCGAGAUCUUGAACAGAGUCCAGAAGGCCGUGGAUGACUUGAAUCUGCACUCCUACUCCAACUUGCCCAUCUGGGUCAACAAGCUUGACAUGGAGAUUGAAAGAAUAUUGGGCGUUCGCCUACAAGCUGGCCUGAGAGCUUGGACCCAGGUGCUUCUUGGACAAGCAGAAGAUAAAGCAGAAGUUGACAUGGAUACAGACGCACCUCAAGUUAGUCACAAGCCUGGUGGAGAGCCAAAGAUUAAAAAUAUUGUUCAUGAGCUAAGAAUAACCAAUCAGGUCAUCUAUUUGAAUCCACCCAUCGAAGAGUGCAGGUACAAGCUCUAUCAGGAAAUGUUUGCCUGGAAGAUGGUUGUGCUGUCUCUUCCUAGGAUCCAGAGUCAGAGGUACCAGGUGGGUGUACAUUACGAACUGACUGAGGAAGAGAAAUUCUACCGGAAUGCUUUAACUCGGAUGCCUGAUGGCCCUGUUGCCCUGGAAGAGUCCUACUCUGCGGUCAUGGGCAUUGUGACUGAGGUCGAGCAGUAUGUCAAGGUCUGGCUUCAGUAUCAGUGCCUAUGGGACAUGCAAGCUGAGAACAUCUACAACAGACUGGGGGAAGAUCUCAACAAAUGGCAGGCUCUCCUGGUUCAAAUAAGGAAGGCCAGAGGCACUUUUGACAACGCAGAAACCAAGAAAGAGUUUGGGCCGGUGGUUAUAGAUUACGGCAAGGUUCAGUCUAAGGUGAACUUGAAGUACGACUCUUGGCAUAAGGAGGUUCUCAGCAAGUUUGGGCAGAUGCUCGGCUCAAACAUGACGGAAUUCCAUUCCCAGAUCUCCAAGUCCCGCCAGGAGUUGGAGCAGCACUCGGUGGACACGGCCAGCACCUCCGAUGCAGUGACCUUCAUCACCUACGUGCAGUCUUUGAAACGAAAGAUAAAACAAUUUGAAAAACAAGUUGAGCUCUACCGCAAUGGUCAGCGCUUGCUGGAAAAGCAGAGGUUCCAGUUCCCGCCCUCCUGGCUCUACAUCGACAACAUAGAGGGCGAGUGGGGGGCCUUCAACGACAUCAUGCGGCGGAAGGACUCUGCCAUCCAGCAGCAGGUGGCAAACCUGCAGAUGAAGAUCGUGCAGGAGGACCGGGCGGUAGAGAGCCGCACCACGGACCUGCUGGCAGACUGGGAGAAAACCAAGCCCGUCACGGGCAAUCUUCGCCCGGAGGAGGCGCUUCAGGCUCUCACCAUAUAUGAAGGAAAAUUUGGCAGGCUGAAGGAUGACCGAGAGAAGUGUGCAAAGGCCAAGGAGGCACUGGAAUUGACAGACACAGGACUUCUCAGCGGCAGUGAAGAGCGCGUCCAGGUGGCCUUAGAAGAACUACAGGAUCUUAAAGGCGUUUGGUCAGAACUUUCCAAGGUCUGGGAGCAGAUUGAUCAGAUGAAGGAGCAGCCGUGGGUUUCCGUCCAGCCUCGAAAGCUUCGACAAAAUUUAGAUGGCCUCCUAAACCAGCUGAAAAACUUCCCUGCCCGAUUACGGCAGUACGCAUCCUAUGAGUUUGUCCAGAGGCUUCUGAAGGGUUACCUGAAGAUAAACAUGCUGGUGAUUGAACUAAAAUCCGAGGCACUUAAAGAUCGCCACUGGAAGCAGUUGAUGAAAAGGCUUCAUGUUAAUUGGGUUGUUUCUGAGCUAACCCUUGGUCAAAUCUGGGAUGUUGACUUGCAGAAAAAUGAAGCUAUUGUCAAGGAUGUGCUGCUUGUGGCACAAGGGGAGAUGGCUUUGGAAGAAUUUUUGAAGCAGAUAAGAGAGGUAUGGAAUACUUAUGAGUUAGACUUGGUUAACUAUCAGAACAAGUGUCGCUUGAUCCGAGGCUGGGAUGACCUCUUCAACAAAGUCAAAGAGCACAUCAACAGCGUCUCGGCCAUGAAGCUGUCUCCGUAUUACAAGGUUUUCGAAGAAGAUGCCCUGAGCUGGGAAGACAAGCUGAAUCGGAUCAUGGCUCUCUUUGACGUGUGGAUCGAUGUGCAGAGGCGGUGGGUCUACCUGGAAGGCAUCUUCACGGGCAGUGCGGAUAUCAAGCACCUGCUGCCAGUGGAAACCCAGCGGUUCCAGAGUAUCAGCACGGAGUUUUUGGCUCUGAUGAAAAAAGUAUCCAAGUCUCCCCUUGUUAUGGAUGUUCUGAACAUCCAAGGGGUACAGAGGUCUCUGGAGAGAUUGGCAGACCUGCUAGGAAAGAUCCAAAAAGCAUUGGGAGAAUACCUAGAAAGAGAGCGAUCAUCUUUCCCCAGGUUCUAUUUUGUGGGUGAUGAAGAUUUGCUUGAAAUUAUUGGAAACAGUAAGAAUGUAGCUAAGUUACAGAAACAUUUCAAGAAAAUGUUUGCUGGAGUUUCGAGCAUCAUCCUGAACGAGGAUAACUCUGUUGUCUUGGGCAUUUCAUCCCGUGAAGGAGAGGAGGUUAUGUUUAAAACUCCCGUGUCAAUUACCGAACAUCCCAAAAUCAACGAGUGGCUCACGCUGGUAGAAAAGGAGAUGAGAGUCACACUGGCUAAACUUCUUGCUGAGUCUGUUACAGAAGUUGAGAUUUUUGGUAAAGCAACUUCGAUUGACCCAAAUACGUACAUCACUUGGAUUGAUAAGUACCAGGCCCAGCUUGUGGUUCUCUCAGCCCAGAUCGCCUGGUCUGAAAACGUGGAGACCGCUCUGAGCAGCAUUGGGGGAAGCGGUGAUGCGGCGCCCCUGCACUCCGUGCUGAGCAACGUGGAGGUCACCCUCAACGUGCUGGCCGACUCCGUCCUCAUGGAGCAGCCGCCGCUGCGCAGACGGAAGCUGGAGCACUUGAUUACAGAGCUGGUUCACCAGAGGGAUGUGACGCGGUCCUUGAUCAAAAGCAAGAUUGACAACGCUAAAUCUUUCGAAUGGCUCAGCCAGAUGCGCUUUUACUUUGACCCUAAGCAAACUGACGUGCUACAGCAGCUGUCGAUCCAAAUGGCAAAUGCCAAAUUUAACUACGGCUUUGAGUACCUGGGCGUUCAGGACAAGCUGGUGCAGACCCCCCUCACCGAUCGCUGCUAUUUGACCAUGACUCAAGCCUUAGAGGCCAGGCUGGGGGGGUCGCCGUUUGGUAAGUUACUGCACAGACCUGGACAGAUGGAGACCAAGAGUAAGCAUAAUUUGUAAAGAUUAGACCAGUGAUU
This is a messenger RNA of Leptonychotes weddellii (Weddell seal), 4325 nucleotides long. The record is from RefSeq and is a predicted model, not a curated record. Lineage: Eukaryota; Metazoa; Chordata; Mammalia; Carnivora; Phocidae.